UACGUUCAAUUUUUCAGUAUUUAUUAGGAUGACAUUUUAUUUGAGGAGAAAGCCUCCAGCGUGGACCUUUGCCUGACUGCAGCGUGCAGCUGUGCGCACAGACCGGAGAUGUGUGCGCACUGAGGGCCGUGCUGUUUUGGCCUGCUGCCUUACAUGGGCAAACCUCUGAACUGACUCAGACGAGCUGGAAUUUCAGCGUGACGUCACUGCCUACAACUCUCCCAGAAUUUGGAUCAAGUAGUUUUCACUGUUUUUGGUGGGAUUUCAGCCCCUGUGUUAGGUUUCCUAGAAAGCGAGUGUCAACAGACUUCAACAUACGGCUUUCAUCGUCUUCCAGAAACACUACAGCGACGUCAAAGUGGAGAAAAAGUGUCUGAUCCUGUAGCCCCCGCCAUCACUUUGUGUCAAAUUUGGAACCAUGUGGAACCCAGUGAGUGAGCAGACAGGACAGGUGACUGCCAGGAUGGAGACCACUCCAUCUUUGGGUAGUGCGAGCAUCUCCGUCUCGCAGCAGCAGGCACCUAAGAAGUUUGCACCUGUGGUCGCCCCCAAGCCCAAGUUCAACCCUUACAAACAGGUGGGAGAGGCCACACUCUCCGAGCCGGCAGCGGACUACCCUCCCCCUCCACCACCUGUCGAAGAGUCAACCGGCUUCCUGUCAUCCCCUGGUUCCUUCCCUCCUCCACCGCUGGGGAACUCAUACGAUUAUCAGGUGAAAGGCCAUGAAAAGACGCUGGAAGAGAGGCGCUCCAGUCUAGACGCAGAGAUCGACUCCCUCACCAGCAUACUGGCAGACCUGGAGAGCAGCUCGCCCUACAAGCAUCGAAGCACACAAAAUUCUGGAUCCAUGGCACCUUCAGCAGGCUCCGCCCCGAACGCUCCCGUGACAGGUUACAAGCGUAUGGUCAUCCCAACUCAGCCUCCACUGACUGCCACCAAGAAGUCUACACCCAAACCUCAAACUCCUGGGGGAGUCUCAUCUACAUCACCUUCUCCUUUAAGUCCUAUGGCCAAGACUCCAACCCACAUGGCUCCUCAGCCGGUUCCGGCCUCCUAUGCUACAGCAUCAACCCCAAGCCAGCCCACCUUCAAUGUCCAAGUGAGGUCGGCUCAGCCUGGACCCCAGCAUCCAGCCCCUGGUGGGCACAAUUUUGGCCAGCAGCCCAUUCGCAGCCCCGCGCAGGUGCAGUACAUGUCCGCUCAGCCUAAAGGUCCUGACUUUGCUUAUGGCCCGCCACAGCCUGGCUUCUCUCCAAUGGCACCGGGGCCAUAUCAAGAACAGCAGCAUCCAGGUGCGCCACAAGUAAGUGGAAUAAACUCUAGAAGACCUCAAGCAGUCCCAGCCCAAGGAUACCAGCCCCCAGGCCCCAAGAAGACCUACAUUACAGAUGUGCCACCCAGCUUGGCUCCAUACACUUCUAGUCCAACGAUUCCACCAAAGGGCAGCGCUCCCAUGGCCCACCCUGAAGAUGAGCUGGAACGCCUGACCAAGAAGAUGCUGUACGACAUGGACAACCCUCCGUCCGAGGAAUAUUUUGGGCGCUGCGCCAGCUGUGGAGAGAACGUAGUGGGUGAAGGCACCGGCUGCACUGCCAUGGACCAGGUCUUCCAUGUCGACUGCUUCGUCUGCAUGACUUGCAGCACCAAGCUGCGUGGAAAGCCCUUCUAUGCUGUGGAGAAGAAGGCGUACUGUGAGCCUUGCUAUAUUAACACCCUUGAGACCUGCACCAUCUGCAGUAAGCCCAUUAUGGAGCGCAUCCUGCGAGCUACUGGGAAAGCCUACCACCCUCACUGCUUCACCUGCGUGGUGUGUCACCGCAGCCUGGACGGCAUCCCUUUCACUGUGGACGCUUCCAACCACAUCCACUGCAUCGAGGAUUUCCACAAGAAGUUUGCUCCUCGCUGCUGUGUGUGCUCUGAGCCUAUAAUGCCGGCACCGGGCCAGGAGGAGACCGUUCGUAUUGUGGCCCUGGACCGUGACUUCCAUGUGCAGUGCUACCGCUGUGAGGACUGCGGCUCCCUACUCUCGGAGGGGGAUAACCAGGGCUGCUACCCGCUGGAUGGACACGUGCUCUGCAAAAACUGUAACACCAGCCGCAUCCAGGCCCUCACCGCCAAGGCCACCACUGACCUCUAAACAGCUAAACUGUGAUAACCCGGCCCUCGCUCGCUCUUUUGGUUUCUUGCAAACAUCCACAAAAGCCUGCAUUCCUCAUUUACAUAUAUAUGGCUCUAUAUAAAUGUUCACCUUAAGUAACAAAACAUACUGUGGCAUCACAUUCACACGCUCACAUAUAAUUAUUCACUCUGUACGAUCACUGCAGAAGAGUUUUUCUUAUUUAAAGUUUUCUUCCUGUAGCUUAACAUAAAGAGAGGAAGACAUGGGAAGCAACUGCUCUUCCUCAGUCUGAAGGUUUUAAAAAAAAGGAUCUCUAAAGCUCACUGAAAGAGGGUUUAGUUAUAAUUAUAUUAUAUUGCAUUAUUUUAUUGUAAAAAUGCUAAGCUAGCUGGUUCAUCAUUUAACUCUAAGCCAUAGAGCUUUUACGCAUUUCCUACAAUUUUUGCACUGCUACUUUAAAUCUAAAUCCGUCUCCAAUAUACAUCACCACCCCUGUUAUCCUCCUGUUAUCGUAUUUAUCACCAGCACAUAUCUUUUAGCUAGGUUGCACGUGCAUGCACGGGCCCAUAAUGUUCCUCUCCGACUUCUUUUUCUGAUCUAAAACACGAGCAGGACGUGCAAAAUGUUUAAUAUGUUUACUGUGCAGGUGAAGUUGUGGAUGGAUGUCAGUGUGCGCGUGUGUGACUGUAGCUUUAGCAGUAUUUUUAGGAAAAACGUGUUUGUUUUUCUGCAGGACAAAUCAGAGUACAGUACACAAAAUGGGAUGAAAUUACCCAACGAAGGCUUUCAAAACAGCUCUGCAUAACUCCAAAAAGCGAAUCUAAACUGCCAUGUUUGUAUGUAUUUCCACGUUAUUUAGAGUAAACUGCUCUGUACUGCAGGAAUGAUAAACAGUUAUUUCUGCUGUUGAGAACAAAAAAACCACACCUCCUUUUUAGCACAAUAUUUUCCUUUCAGCUGGAUAUUCUUUCAUGCAUAUGGUUGAUUAUUUUCCAUUUUGGCCUGAGCAGCACAAUCAUAUAAACACAACCUUUGUGUUGAGUUUAAUUCUUGUUUUUGUUUUUUUUCAGCGUAUAAUUGUGUAACUUGCCCCUUUUUAAUGACCAUAGACAAAAGCAGUGAUUGUUCUUUAAGCAGUCUCACAGAAAUAAAGAAUAUUCCAUGCCUA
Molecule: messenger RNA, 3287 nt
Organism: Maylandia zebra (zebra mbuna)
Lineage: Eukaryota; Metazoa; Chordata; Actinopteri; Cichliformes; Cichlidae
Gene: lpp
Product: LIM domain containing preferred translocation partner in lipoma
Biological process (GO): cell-cell adhesion
Cellular component (GO): focal adhesion; stress fiber
Source: RefSeq, a predicted model, not a curated record